Molecule: messenger RNA, 787 nt
Organism: Eruca vesicaria subsp. sativa (arugula)
Lineage: Eukaryota; Viridiplantae; Streptophyta; Magnoliopsida; Brassicales; Brassicaceae
Source: the annotation of a GenBank genome assembly
UCUCACUCAUUUCAAACAUCUGGUCCAAAAGCUUCUUCUCUCUGCUUUCAAACUCUUGAAAUCUCACUCUCUUUUGCCUUCCAAAGUCUUGAGAAAUUUCACUAGACCCAUAUGAAAGUUUCUCAUGUAUGGUGCUGAUAAGUUAAGCAUGUCCACUACUUACAAUUCUACCUUUCUUCUCCUCUUCUUCCUUGUUUUCAUCUCUCCACUAGUCUCAUCUUCUCUUCAACCUGUCCAGCCUCCUAAUUCUCCUCAAGUGGCUUUAGUCGAAAAUAAAGCAAGACUUGGUUCUACACCACCGAGCUGCCACAACAGCUGCAACGGCUGCCAUCCUUGUAUGCCUGCUCAAGUCCCUACUCUCCCGAGUCGCUCCCGGUUCAGCCGAGUUGACCCGUUUUCCGGUGGAUUCGUACGGCCUCCUUCCUCUCUAACCACUGUCCUAGAUCAGUACUCUAACUACAAGCCCAUGGGAUGGAAAUGCCACUGCAAUGGUCAUUUUUACAACCCUUGAAACUUAUCAUCCUCUGGUUAGAUCUCUCUUUUAUUUUUUAGUUUAAAUUUGAUUUUUGUAUUAGUGAGAGUACUAGAGGUGUUCUUUGCAUUCUUUGUAUAUGUAAACGGCUCAAGUUUGUAAAUAAUCAAAAAGUCUUUUUAUGAUAAUUGCAUUUGUUGCAGAGAUAGAGAUAGGGAUGUAAUGUAAUGUAACUACUUACUUGCGUCAUUCAUUUUUCUUUCGUCACUUUUUUUUUUACUUUGAUUUUUGUUCAGUUCAGUUAAUAUAUAAAGC